Oncorhynchus gorbuscha (pink salmon) is the source of this 6710-nucleotide messenger RNA. Its product is annotated as PHD finger protein 14-like. The record is from RefSeq and is a predicted model, not a curated record. The transcript is spliced from 19 exons. Lineage: Eukaryota; Metazoa; Chordata; Actinopteri; Salmoniformes; Salmonidae. The coding region runs from base 146 to 2812 and encodes 888 amino acids. Gene Ontology annotation, biological process: regulation of transcription by RNA polymerase II.
AGACAAUUAUGCGGUUACCAGGGUUACAACAUCCCUUUGUGCUGAACGUCACCACUUCUUGUAGCAAACGUUGUGCGCAUAACAUGUUUUGAGGAGGCGUUCUUUGUGCCAUUGUUCAAUCAAGUAAAAACGAGAAAACGGAUAAAUGGACCGUGGGUCAAAGCGCAGGCAGGUGAAGCCUCUGGCUGCCUCUCUGCUGGACGCUUUAGAUUAUGACAGCUCAGAUGACAGCGAUUUCAAAGUGGGAGACGCAGAUGCCUCAGGGUCAGAGGGUAGUGCCAUUGGUAGUGAUGAGGAGGAGGAGGGGUCCAAGGAGGAGAGCGCUGCUGAGGACUCUGACAAUGACAGCGGCUCGGACAACAUCGGCUCUGCAACGGACGGCAUCGAUGAAGAACAGACCAAGGAGCUGACCGGUGACGACACCCCCACUGAGGAAGAGGAGAAGACCAAGGAACAGCAGCUGUCCUAUGACACUGGCACCACCACCACUAAAGAACCUGCUCCAUCAGGGGUGCCCAGGGGCCGACGGAGGAGAGAGGAGAAGGCCUCGGACACAGAGGCUGGGAGUGGAGGAAGCGGGAGUGGCACAGGUAAUGGUAAUGCGCAGGACGGAGGCUCAACAACGGCCGCCACACAGGAGCCCAAGAAGUGGAACCUGCGUCGGAACCGACCCAUGCUGGACUUCACCACCAUGGACGAGCUCAACGAGAUGGACGACUACGAUAGCGAAGACGACAAUGACUGGAGGCCCGCCUCAGGCAAGAAGAAGGGCAAGACGGCGGCUGCCCAGAAAGGAGGGAGUGAGGGAGAGGAGGACGAGGAGGAUCACGACGGAGGGAGUGGUAGUGAUGAUGACGACGACGACAACGAGGAUGACGAUGGAGGUGAUGAAGAUGACAAUGAAGAAGGGAGCAGUAGCGACAGUGAUAAAGAGGUGAAGAAACCCAAUAGGAAAGUGAAGAGCAGCAGUGUGUUUGACGAGGAGCUGACCAACGACAGCAUGUCACAGGGAAAGAGCAAUGAGGAUGCCUUGCUGGAGCGUGCCCAGACGUGGAGGGCGGCGGCCCAGAGGAUGGAACACAUCCUGAUCUGCUGUGUGUGUCUGGGAGACAACAGCGAGGACGCUGACGAGAUCAUCCAGUGUGAUAACUGUGGCGUGACCGUACAUGAAGGUUGCUAUGGAGUGGACGGGGAGAGUGACUCCAUCAUGAGUUCCGCCUCUGAGAACUCCACGGAACCGUGGUUCUGCGAUGCUUGCAAGAACGGCGUCACGCCCAGCUGUGAGCUCUGCCCCAAUCAGGACGGGAUCUUCAAAGAGACUGACGCUGGAAGAUGGGUCCAUGUGGUUUGUGCGCUCUAUGUCCCUGGAGUAGCGUUUGGGGACAUUGAUAAACUACGACCAGUGACUCUCACAGAGAUGAACUACUCCAAGUAUGGGGCCAAGGAGUGCAGUUUCUGCGAGGACGCCCGGUUCGCCCGGACAGGCGUGUGUAUCAGCUGUGAUGCUGGCAUGUGCCGAUCCUACUUCCAUGUGACCUGUGCUCAGAGGGAGGGGCUUCUCUCAGAGGCCGCUGCGGAGGAGGACAUAGCCGAUCCCUUCUUUGCGUAUUGUAAGCAGCAUGCGGACCGCUAUGACAGGAAGUGGAAGAGGAAGAACUACCUGGCGCUCCAGUCCUACUGCAAGGCAUCUCUACAGGACAAAGAGAAGCAGCUGGCCCCUGAGGCACAGAACCCCUGGCAGGCCCGUAUCACCACCCGGCUGCAGCAGUACCGGGCCAGGGCAGAGCUGUCCCGUAACACUCGGCCCCAGGCCUGGGUCCCCCGGGAGAAGCUUCCACGACCCCUGACCUCCAGCGCCUCCGCCAUCAGGAAACUCAUGAGGAAGGCCGAGCUCAUGGGCAUCAGCACGGACAUCUUCCCUGUAGACACAUCAGACAUCAGCGCAAGUGUGGACGGACGCAGGAAACACAAGCAGCCUGCCCUCACUGCAGACUUCGUCAACUAUUACCUGGAGAGGAACAUGAGGAUGAUUCAGAUCCAGGACAAUAUCUCUGAACAGAAGAACCUGAAAGACAAGCUGGAGAGUGAGCAGGAGAAACUGCACGUCGACUACAACAAGCUGUGUGAGUCUCUGGAGGAUCUGCAGAAUGUCAACGGAGUUCUGAGGAGUGAGGGCCAUGCCAUAUGGACCAUGUUGGGAGGAAUCCUUGGACAGAAACUGAACUCCCCGCCGGUCCUGAAAGCCCCUAAAGAGAGGAAGCCCAGCAAGAAGGAGGGAGGAGUUCCUGGGAAGUCCUCCAACCUACCAGCUGUCCUCUACAGCUGUGGGAUCUGUAAGAAGAACCAAGACCAGCAUCUCCUGCUGAUGUGUGACACUUGCAAGCUCUACUACCACCUGGGCUGUCUGGAGCCUCCGCUGACACGCAUGCCCAAGAAGACCAAGAACAGCUACUGGCAAUGUUCAGAGUGUGACCAGGCCAGUAGCGAUGAUGCUGACAUCGCCAUGGAGACGCUGCCCGACGGUACCAAGAGGUCUCGGAGACAGAUUAAAGGACCAAUCAAAUUCAUCCCUCAGGAGAUGUCCCCGGAGCCCAAGAAACGAGAUGUGAGGGGCACGAGAACCAGAGGGCAGAAGAGGAAGAGGGUCUCCAUCUGUGAAGAAGAGCAGUUUGAAGUGCAGGAACCUGCUCUACGUGAACGGCGUCAGCGUCAGUCUGUAAUGCAGAAGAAGACCCCUAAAGCCGACGACACCAGGACUGACUGUACCUCCUGCAAAGGACCCGGGGACAACGAGAACCUUGUCAGGUUGUGAGAGCCGGGGCAGACACCUCUCCUCACCUCCCCACACCUAGACACUGCUGGACAGAUGAGAGAGAGAAGCAGACCUUUGGCUUAGAGACAGAGAGGGACUUAAUUACGUGGAAGAAUGACGGCGACGGGUGUGGGAUCAGAUGGCCAUCUUUGACGUUCACAACCAUGGUCGUCUUCAUGACCCAAAUUGGACCACCUACUGGCCGUCCAAUUAAAAUUGAGGGAGAGGCAGAAAUUGAAAUUAACUUUGAGGAAUUCUAAAAUACUUGCGCAAAUAAAAUGUUGGGAGGUUCAGUAUUACUGAACUGGUCAUUCUUGUAAGAAAGGACAUGUUGGUCUUACUGGACAGGCCCUUUGUGAUCGUCAUUGUCAUCUCUAAGGGCCCUUCUAUAAGGACUAUGGCCUAACUGGACUAAGGAGUGAUUCCCCCCUCUCUCUCUCACUCUCUCAUCCAUUCUAUGAUGGCACUUCACUCGUUUGACCUCCCUGAGCAUCUUAUCACCACAUCCAAUCAGUUGUCGCUCUGGAUAAGAGCGUCUGCUAAAUGACUUAAAUGUAAUGUAAAUGUUGUAUUGACUCCAGUCAUUUGUGGUCCAAUCACAUGGUGUUUUCCUCAGUAAAGGCCUUUAAUUGUAGAUGCACUUGAACUUAGGCUUUCAUAAUCUUCUUCUAGUGUUGUCAUCGGUUAGAACUUUCUAGAGUAGAGGACUAGUAGACCUUGAAAAAGUAGUGGUUUUUAGUAGAAUGAUUGCCCUUUCUGGCUUUUGAGAAGUAAGUUGCCGCUUAGGCUCUACAGCAGCAUAAGGUUUAACAUAAUAAUUAUAGCAACAUUUGUAUGAAUGGUUAUUGUAACUUCUAAUGUCAGUGUGUGAGUGUACAGUAGAUGUCUAGGCAUCUUAGUCUCCCUUCCUCUCAUUAGUAUUUUAAAGUGACAGUUUAACUGACACUUCUUUUAAAGCAGCCCAGCUCUGUGUAUGUGUGUGCGCAUCUCCCCAGUGCCCCAUAGUGAGUGCUGACAACUGAGCAGCUGCCAUGUGGUCUGUCUGUCUGUCAGGGUCCUUGACAGAAGUGUCACAGUUUGCCCUCACAUGUCACUCCUCCACUCACCCCCAUCCCAGGACCCUCUAUGUCACUCCUUUUCUCUUCCCCUCUGUCUGGGGACCCUAUAUGCAUGCCACUGGGAGCUGCCAAACCUCACAUAAUGCUUAGGUCCACUGGAAAAUCUGCUGAGGAAAUUCAUUUGGUGGUUUUCCUAUGGAGAUUAGAAAGUCCUCCCUCUACCUCCUCAUCCUCUUCUGCCUCCUCCACAACAAAUUUAGAGGACUGUCCAUGAGAUACAGCUAACCAGCUAACCUUACUCAAGCUAAGGUUGAGUAAGGUGGUCCUUCUGUAGCUCAGUUGGUAGAGCAUGGCGCUUGUAACGCCAGGGUAGUGGGUUCGAUCCCCGGGACCACCCAUACGUAGAAUGUAUGCACACAUGACUGUAAGUCGCUUUGGAUAAAAGCGUCUGCUAAAUGGCAUAUAUUAUUAUUAUAUAUUAAUCCUUCUCAAGCUAACCUUACUACAGCUAACCAGCUAACCCUACCCCAGCUAACCUUACUACAGCUAAACCUACCACAGCUACCCAGCUAAACUUACUACGUCUGACCCUACUCCAGCUAACCCUACUUCAGCUAAAAAGCUAACCCUACUCCAGCUAACCCUGCUCCAGCUAACCCUUCUACAGCUAACCCUGCUACAACUAACCAGCCAACCUUACUACAGCUAACCCUACUCCAGCUAGCCAGUUAACCAUACUACAGCUAAACAUACAACAGCUAAUCAACUAACCCUAGUACCACUAACCCUAUUCCAGCUAGUACUACUACAGCUAACCCUACUCCAACUAACCAGCUAGACAGCUAACCCUACUACAGCUAACCCUACUAAUCAGCUAACCCUACUACAGCUAACCCUACUCCAGCUAACCAGUUAACCCUACUACAGCUAAUCAGCUAACCCUACUCCAGUUAACUCUACUACAACUAAACUUACUACAGCUAACCAGUUAACCCUACUACAGCUAAACUUACUACAGCUAACCCUACUCCAGCUAACCAGUUAACCCUACUACAGCUAAACUUACUACAGCUAACCCUACUCCAGCUAACCCCACUGCAGCUAAUCAGCUAACCCUACUACUAAUCCUACUCCAGCCCUACCAUGCAUGGCUCUGUAUCUAACCAUUAGGCCUGGGGCUAGGCUAUGGCCAACUCUGUAUCUAACCAUUAGGCCUAGGGUUAGGCUAUGGCCAACUCUGUAUCUAACCAUUAGGCCUAGGGCUAGACUAUGGCCAACUCUGUAUUUAACCAUUAGGGCUAGACUAUGGCCAACUCUGUAUUUAACCAUUAGGGCUAGACUAUGGCCAACUCUGUAUUUAACCAUUAGGGCUAGACUAUGGCCAACUCUGUAUCUAACCAUUAGGCCUCGGCUAGACUGGUCAACUCUGUAUUUAACCAUUAGGCCUAGGCUAUGGCCAACUCUGUAUCUAACCAUUAGCCUAGCCCUAGGCCUAUGGUCAACUCUGUAUCUAACCAUUAGCCUAGCCCUAGGCUAUGGCCAACUCUGUAUCUAACCAUUAGGCCUAGGCUAUGGUCAACUCUGUAUCUAACCAUUAGGCCUAGGGCUAGACUAUGGCCAAUUCUAUAUCUAACCAUUAGGCCUAGGGCUAUGGCCAACUCUGUAUCUAACCAUUAGGCCUAGGGCUAGACUAUGGCAAAUCUGUAUCUAACCAUUAGGCCUAGGGUUAGGCUAUGGUCAAUUCUAUAUUUAACCAUUAGGGCUAGACUAUGGUCAACUCUGUAUCUAACCAUUACGCAUAGGGCUAGGCUAUGGUCAACUCUGUAUCUAACCAUUAGGCCUAGGGCUAGACUAUGGCCAACUCUGUGUCUAACCAUUAGGCCUAGGGCUAGACUAUGGCCAACUCUGUAUCUAACCAUUAGCCUAGCCCUAGGCCUAUGGUCAACUCUGUAUCUAACCAUUAGCCUAGCCCUAGGCUAUGGCCAACUCUGUAUCUAACCAUUCGGCCUAGGCUAUGGUCAACUCUGUAUCUAACCAUUAGGCCUAGGGCUAGACUAUGGCCAAUUCUAUAUCUAACCAUUAGGCCUAGGGCUAUGGCCAACUCUGUAUCUAACCAUUAGGCCUAGGGCUAGACUAUGGCAAAUCUGUAUCUAACCAUUAGGCCUAGGGUUAGGCUAUGGUCAAUUCUAUAUUUAACCAUUAGGGCUAGACUAUGGUCAACUCUGUAUCUAACCAUUACGCAUAGGGCUAGGCUAUGGUCAACUCUGUAUCUAACCAUUAGGCCUAGGGCUAGACUAUGGCCAACUCUGUGUCUAACCAUUAGGCCUAGGGCUAGACUAUGGCCAACUCUGUGUCUAACCAUUAGGCCUAGACUAUAGCCAACUCUGUGUCUAACCAUUAGGCCUAGACUAUAGCCAACUCUGUAUCUAACCAUUAGGCCUAGGCUAUGGCCAACUCUGUAUCUAACCAUUAGGGCUAGGCUAUGGCCAACUCUGUAUCUAACCAUUAGGCCUAGGGCUAGACUAUGGCCAACUCUGUAUCUAACCAUUAGGCCUAGGGUUAGGCUAUGGUCAACUCUGUAUUUAACCAUUAAGGCUAGACUAUGGUCAACUCUGUAUCUAACCAUUAGGCCUGGGGCUAGGCUAUGGCCAACUCUGUAUCUAACCAUUAGGCCUAGGGUUAGGCUAUGGCCAACUCUGUAUCUAACCAUUAGGCCUAGGGCUAGGCUAUGGCCAACUCUGUAUCUAACCAUUAGGCCUGGGGCUAGGCUAUGGCCAACUCUGUAUUUAACCAUUAGGGCUAGACUAUGGCCAACUCUGUAUUUAACCAUUAGGGCUAGA